UGCUACAUGUGGUACAUAUAAAACUAUUUAGCUACUGCUCAAUGGCAAAACAAAAUAUUUUAAAACGCUGUAUGGCAGCGAUAUUUAGCCCAAUAAUGAAGAUAUGUACUUGCUUUAAAAAGCUUAAGUUCGCUAAUAUUAAAAAAAAGAAUGUUAGUGUGGAUGAUAGCAUGUUUCACAAAGAAAAAAUCAUAAUACUCAGCUUUGAGUUGAAGAACAAAAUUUUGCCCCUUGAGAAGAGGGCUCUUGCUGCUUAUAAAAUGGGUCUGUUGGCUUUCACAGGAGGACCAAUGGCAGCAAAAUUGGUAGCUGGAUACAUUAAUGAUGCAGUUGCAAUCUUGGAAAAUGAGAAUGUUACUCCUCAUGUUAAGAUCCUACUACUACAAAGCGUAUGCAGUUGGUGCUAUUUAAAUAUUCAUGGCCAAAAGAAAGCCAGACUCAUAAAUAUGCUUCCCAUUCUUGUGUCUUUGCUAGAGGAUGAGCCUUCCAGUCCCCAGUCAAUGAAACCCUUUCUGCUUGUCAAAUUCUGGUCUUGCUAUCUUCUUACUGUCAUUAUUUGUAACGACACAGAAGCCAUUCGGGAGCUUGAGAAAUAUUAUACUUUGAAGUAUUUACUCAAAAUUUUAGCACUUGAGAAUUGGCAAGGAUGGCCUGAGAAUUUUGCUGAAGUCUUGUUCUUCCUGAUGAGCUAUUACCGGAGUUAAUUGGGCUAUUUAAAGGAAACAAGAGUCAGAAAAAUGUAGUUUCCUGACGUAAAACACUAGUUUUCUUUUGCUUGCCUUGUAUUAUGUUGGUAGUAGAAAGCAAUAAUAAAAAUGAAUGGUAUUCCCCAAA
Messenger RNA from Antechinus flavipes (yellow-footed antechinus), 834 nucleotides. Its product is annotated as armadillo-like helical domain-containing protein 2. The record is from RefSeq and is a predicted model, not a curated record. The transcript is spliced from 2 exons. The coding region runs from base 42 to 704 and encodes 220 amino acids. NCBI's taxonomy places the organism in Eukaryota, Metazoa, Chordata, Mammalia, Dasyuromorphia, Dasyuridae.